AUGAAGACCGGCUCAUCUGGCGCCUUCGUGAAGUACCUGUUGAGCGGUGCAGUAGUUCUGCGGCUAGGGCUUUUUGUAUUCAGUCUGUGGCAGGACGCGACUCGAUGGCCAGAUGGGCAGCUGCGUUUUACGGAUGUGGACUAUGACGUAUUCACUGAUGCAGCGAAGGCUAUGGCAAUGGGGGCUAACAUCUACGAGACGCGCCCUACAUACCGCUACUCACCUCUCAUCGCCCUCAUUCUUUGCCCUGGAUACUUCAUCUCAAGCGUGUUUCGCCUCUCUGCGCCUUUUUACUCAGUCGCCUAUGCCUUCGGCAAGGUCGUCUUCCUUUCUGCUGACAUCUUCUGCGCUCUCCUUCAACGCAGCAUUAUCCUCACAGAAAACGCUGCAAGUCGAUCUUAA
Messenger RNA from Hydatigera taeniaeformis, 402 nucleotides. The record is from the annotation of a GenBank genome assembly. NCBI's taxonomy places the organism in Eukaryota, Metazoa, Platyhelminthes, Cestoda, Cyclophyllidea, Taeniidae.